ACCGUCCACCUCACCCUCACCCUCAGGCCUGGGAAAAGUGCGUAUAAAAAAGCCGACGCGUUCGUCUUUUCCCAGACUUUCACCUUCAGAUCCCAUAUACCAGGCCCCGGAGAAAGCCACUUCCCACAUAACCACGCCCAUAUCCACCUCCCAACCAUGCGCUUCCUCACCCUCACGGUCGUCGCCGUCGCAAGCCUCUUCACCUCAACCCUCGCGGCCCCCUUGUCCCCUCACCAAUUAGUCAUCACGGCCUCGAAGCAGCCCCACGUGGAAGGCCACCGUCUCAUCCAGUUUGGACCCCAGGAGACGAAAUGGAUGUCGGAGGAAGAUGUGUUGGGCUUGAUUAGGGAUGGGAAGCAUUUCGUGGAUGUGACGGAUGGGGAUAUUGAACGGGUUGUUACCGGGAAGCAGUUUGCUGCUGUUGCUCCCAAAGCCCUCCCAACGACCCUCACCCACCAAACCCUCGUCAAGGACCUCAUCGGCCAAAUCUCCCAAGACAACCUCAAGACCUUCCUCACCUCCUUCUCCACCGUCGCGAUCAACCGCUACUACCGCGCCACCUACGGCCAGCAAUCCGCCCAAUGGCUCUUUAACCAACUGCAAGCCGAAGCCGACAAAUCCAACCGCUCAGGCGGUCCAAACGUCACCGUGUCUAAAUUCGCCCACUCCUGGGCCCAGUUCUCCGUGAUCGCCACCAUCCAGCCCCCACCCGGCGUGACCAACAAAGAGGAGGUCGUCAUCGGCGCCCACCAGGACUCAAUCAACGGCGCGAACCCCAUGCGCGGAAAAGCUCCGGGAGUCGACGACGAUGGUUCGGGUGUCUCAACCAUCUUCGAAGCCUACCGCCUGAUCCUGCAAAACAAGAUCACCUUCAACCGCCCGAUCUCCUUCAUGUUCUACGCGGGCGAGGAAGCCGGUCUGCUCGGCUCGCAGAAGAUUGUUGCGGACUACAAGGCGCGCAAUGUCCCUAUUUACGGCGCGUACCAAUCUGAUAUGGCUGGGUGGACGCCGGCGGGCAAGGAGGAGAUUAUUGCCCUUGCGCAGGAUUAUGUGGACGCGGGCCUUACGGCUUUCUUGAAGAAGGUUGGCGAUGAGUAUGCGAGCGUGAAGGUGGUCGAGACCGAGUGUGGGUAUGGGUGCAGUGACCAUGCGUCGUGGACCAAGGCUGGAUACCGCGCGGCGUUUGCUUUCGAGUCGUUGUUCGAUGACUCGAACCCCCACAUUCACACCGCGGACGACACCCUGAAAUACAUCUCCUUCCCGCACAUGGUCGAGUUCGUCAAGAUCAUCUUGGGAUUCGCUAUCGAGCUCGGGCAGGAGAAGUAGAUUCGUAGCCUUCGUGGCAUGACGUCUGGACUUUUUCUGUUCCCUUGGACCCUGCUUGUUUACCAUUCUAGUGGUCUUAAUCGCACCCCAU
Fimicolochytrium jonesii is the source of this 1417-nucleotide messenger RNA. RefSeq lists its product as uncharacterized. Bases 157 to 1326 code for a protein of 389 amino acids. The transcript has 3 exons. Gene Ontology annotation, biological process: proteolysis. Gene Ontology annotation, molecular function: metalloexopeptidase activity. NCBI's taxonomy places the organism in Eukaryota, Fungi, Chytridiomycota, Chytridiomycetes, Spizellomycetales, Powellomycetaceae. The record is from RefSeq and is a predicted model, not a curated record.